Messenger RNA from Juglans regia (Persian walnut), 1096 nucleotides. Its product is annotated as plasmodesmata-located protein 1-like. The transcript has 2 exons. Gene Ontology annotation, cellular component: plasmodesma. The record is from RefSeq and is a predicted model, not a curated record. Bases 25 to 927 code for a protein of 300 amino acids. Gene Ontology annotation, biological process: plasmodesmata-mediated intercellular transport; transport of virus in multicellular host. Lineage: Eukaryota; Viridiplantae; Streptophyta; Magnoliopsida; Fagales; Juglandaceae.
UUUGUUUGGCGUAGAAACUCCCAAAUGGGUCUGCCCAAUACACCUCUCUCUCUCUUUUUUAUGUCUCUCGUGCUUUCAGUGUUCUUUCCCUGUGUUACAAGCGCUGUAGACUACACAAGCUUGGUUUUCAAGGGCUGUGCAGAGCAAGAAUUCCAAGCCCCGACUGGGAAUAUUUACUCACAAAACCUCAAGGCCCUUUUGUCUUCUUUGGUUUCACAAUCUUCACAAAAAACUUUCUUUGCCACCACCACCACCACAACCUCAGGUGAAGAUCAUCAAAAUAACAUUACAGGUCUAUUUCAAUGCAGAGGGGACCUCACGCUACCCGAGUGCUACAGCUGUGUGAGCAAGAUAUCAGAUACGGCUGAAAAGCUCUGUGGCAAAGCUAUAGCAGCUAGGAUUCAACUCAACGGGUGCUACCUGCGGUACGAGGUUGUUGGGUUCAAACAAGUUUCUGAUACUGAAUUGUUGUACAAGGUUUGUGGAUCAACCAAAGCAAGUGAAACUGGGUUUGAGCAAAAGCGAGACAAGGCUUUGAAUAUGGUAGAGAGUGGGGUUAAGAGCAGUGGAGCUGGUGCUGGAGGUUUGUUUUACACAGGCAGAUAUGAGUCAGUGUAUGUGCUGGGGCAGUGUGAGGGCGAUUUGGGCAGUGAUGAUUGUGGGGAUUGUGUGAAGAGUGCAGUGGAGAGGGCCAAAGCUGACUGUGAUGAUUCUACCUCUGGGCAAGUGUAUCUCCAGAAAUGCUAUCUUAACUAUUACCCAAAUGGUGUCCCAAGCGUAACUUCAUCAUCAGGAAGUGCGCAAGGACAUACUCAGAGGACAGUAGCUCUUGCAGUAGGAGGUUUGGCAGCUUUUGGCUUUGUUAUAGUUUGUUUCCUGUUUGCUAGAUCAGUGAUCAAGAAACGAGGUGGUAAGAUUGGAGGCUGAGUUUCGUCAUUGCUAAUUUAUUACCUUCAGUAUUCCUGGAUCUUACCGGCCUGCACAUAUAUGUGUGUGCAUAGUUUGGACGUACGUGGAGAAUUAUGUAAUUUUGUGAAAUUAUUGAGUAGGGUAAGAUGAGUGUCGAAAUACAAUUUACCCAAAUAAAAAGGGUUGG